Sebastes umbrosus (honeycomb rockfish) is the source of this 556-nucleotide messenger RNA. RefSeq names its product permeability factor 2-like. Gene Ontology annotation, molecular function: CXCR chemokine receptor binding; chemokine activity. Gene Ontology annotation, cellular component: extracellular region. NCBI's taxonomy places the organism in Eukaryota, Metazoa, Chordata, Actinopteri, Perciformes, Sebastidae. Bases 190 to 498 code for a protein of 102 amino acids. Gene Ontology annotation, biological process: cellular response to lipopolysaccharide; chemokine-mediated signaling pathway; inflammatory response. The record is from RefSeq and is a predicted model, not a curated record. The transcript is spliced from 4 exons.
AGCACUAGAUUCAAACAGCAGAGUGCGAAGGCAGCUGAACUGAGAAAAGGAAAAGUAGAGAGAAGGAACUGAGUAGAAGAAGAAUUCAGUUGAAUGAAAAGCUCCUUUGACUUUUACAUCCAAGCUUCACAAGACGGCGUUCUGAAAGAUAUUCUUAAUCUUCAGUGUUAAUUGUUGCAGAAUUUGAAAAUGGCAAAAAUGAUGAGCAGCGGAUUCAUUGUCUCCUCUAUUGUGGUGCUCCUGGCUUUCCUGGCCGUCAGUGAAGGGAUGAGUAAGAGAAGCCUGGGAGUGGAGCUGCACUGUCGCUGCAUCCAGACGGAGAGCAAACCCAUCGGCCGCCACAUCGAGAAGGUGGAGCUGAUUCCUGCCAACUCCCAUUGCGACGAGACCGAGAUCAUUGCUACUCUGAAAAAGACAGGCCAAGAGGUUUGCCUGGACCCCGAAGCUCCCUGGGUGAAGAAAGUAAUUAAGAGGAUCAUGUCUAACAGAAGACGCUGAACGGAUCGGGAGAGAUGUGCUUCACUAGUCUGAGUCGUUUAAAGACAAAUGAAAAAUA